This is a messenger RNA of Dromiciops gliroides (monito del monte), 3087 nucleotides long. It is a transcript of the gene GK, whose product is annotated as glycerol kinase. Gene Ontology annotation, biological process: glycerol-3-phosphate biosynthetic process; glycerol metabolic process; triglyceride metabolic process. Lineage: Eukaryota; Metazoa; Chordata; Mammalia; Microbiotheria; Microbiotheriidae. Gene Ontology annotation, molecular function: glycerol kinase activity. Gene Ontology annotation, cellular component: mitochondrion. Bases 253 to 2001 code for a protein of 582 amino acids. The record is from RefSeq and is a predicted model, not a curated record. The transcript is spliced from 21 exons.
AGGCGGGGAAAGGACCCCGGGGCAGCUGGGUGGGAGUGCGCCUCGUGGAUAAAGGGGGCGGUCCCGACCGCGGCCCAGGAUUCCACCGGCAGCCGGAGAGGCUGAGAGCUCGAGACCGGCGCCGCCGCUGCCUCUGCCCGUCCCUCGGCGGCCGCCGCCUCCUCUCGCGUUCCACUUCCCCCCCUUCUCGCCCGCCACCCCCCGUCGCCCGGGAGACGCGCCGCGAGCGCCGGCAGAGUCGGAGCCGGCUUCAUGGCAGCCGCGAAGAAGGCGGUCUUGGGGCCGUUGGUGGGGGCCGUUGAUCAGGGCACCAGCUCCACGCGGUUUCUGGUUUUCAAUUCAAAAACAGCUGAACUUCUAAGUCAUCAUCAAGUGGAACUAAAACAGAAGUUCCCUAAAGAAGGGUGGGUGGAACAAGAUCCUAAGGAGAUUCUGCAGUCUGUCUAUGAAUGUAUAGAAAGAACUUGUGAGAAACUUACCCAGCUGAAUAUUGACAUUUCUGCUAUCAAAGCUAUUGGCGUGAGCAAUCAGAGGGAAACUACUGUAGUUUGGGACAAAUAUACUGGAGAACCCCUCUACAAUGCUGUUGCUGCUCCAGUUUCUCCUGGUCCUUCAGUUCCAGUUGCUGUUGUUCCUUCUGGUUCUUCAGAUCCAGCUGCUGUUACUUCCUCAGUGUGGCUUGAUCUAAGAACCCAGGGUACAGUUGAAACUCUAAGUAAAAGAAUUCCAGGAAAUAAUAAUUUUGUCAAGUCCAAGACUGGUCUUCCACUUAGCACUUAUUUUAGUGCUGUGAAACUUCACUGGAUCUUAGAAAAUGUGAGAAAAGUUAAAAAAGCUGUUGAAGAAGAAAGAGCUCUUUUUGGUACCAUUGAUUCAUGGCUUAUCUGGAGUUUGACAGGUGGGCCUAAUGGAGGAGUCCAUUGUACAGAUGUAACAAAUGCCAGUAGGACAAUGCUUUUCAACAUUCAUUCUUUAGACUGGGAUAUAGAACUGUGCGAGUUUUUUGAGAUUCCUAUGACAAUACUUCCAAAUAUCCGGAGUUCUUCUGAGAUCUAUGGUCUAAUGAAAGCUGGUGCCUUGGAAGGUGUGCCAUUAUCAGGGUGCUUGGGAGACCAGUCUGCUGCCUUAGUUGGACAAAUGUGUUUCCAAGAUGGACAAGCUAAAAAUACGUAUGGAACAGGCUGUUUCCUACUAUGUAAUACAGGCCAAAAGUGUGUUUUUUCUGAUCAUGGCCUUCUUACCACAGUGGCUUACAAACUGGGCAGAGAUAAGCCAGUAUGCUAUGCAUUGGAAGGAUCUGUUGCUAUAGCUGGUGCCGUUGUUCGCUGGCUAAGAGACAAUCUUGGUAUUUUAAAGACUUCAGAGGAAAUUGAAAAACUUGCUAAAGAAGUGGGUACUUCUUAUGGCUGCUACUUUGUUCCAGCAUUCUCAGGAUUAUAUGCACCAUACUGGGAGCCCAGUGCAAGAGGGAUUAUUUGUGGCCUUACUCAGUUCACCAAUAAACAGCAUAUUGCUUUUGCGGCAUUAGAAGCUGUUUGUUUCCAAACAAGAGAGAUUUUGGAUGCCAUGAAUAAAGACUGUGGAAUUCCACUCAGCCAUUUGCAAGUGGAUGGAGGAAUGACCAACAAUAAAAUUCUCAUGCAACUUCAAGCAGAUAUUCUUUGUAUACCAGUAGUAAAGCCUUCAAUGCCUGAAACAACAGCACUAGGUGCUGCCAUGGCAGCAGGUGCUGCAGAAGGAGUUGGGGUUUGGAGUCUUGAACCUGAAGAUUUAUCAGCUGUCACAAUGGAACGGUUUGAACCCCAGAUCAAUGAAGAAGAAAGUGAAAAUCGUUAUGCCACUUGGAAAAAAGCUGUACAAAAAUCAAUGGGCUGGGCUACAGGACAGCCUCCUGCAAACGCAGGUGACCCUAAUAUCUUCUGUAGUGUGCCAUUGGGCUUUUUUAUAGUGACUAGCAUGGUAAUGUUAAUCGGAGCAAGGUACAUCUCAGGUGUUCCAUAAAUACCUGAAUAUAUUCCAUGGACUCCCCGGAGGCAGUCUUUUUUAUGUACCAAGAGAAUCUAGCAAUUCUUUCUCUUAUUGUGUUAUACUACCUAAUAGAACUUUAUUUUUAUUUAUGUCACAUGCUGCAUGACCCAUGAGAACCCUAUGGGUAGUCUUGUGGCUUGAAUUAAAGAAAACACAGCAGAAAGAACUAUAGAAACACAUAGUGUAUUUUUUGUUAACAUCAGCAAUUAAGGUUGGGCUGGUUCUUUAAGGAACUGAAGACCCUCAGUUAUUUUUAUCAUCUUGCCUUCUUCCCCUCAGGAUCUAGGAAAAACUAAAUUUCCAUUUACAGUGACUUCUCAAACAUUUUCAAAUGCUGAUGGAUUAAGAAUUUUAUAUUCUGGCUGCAAGUACUCAAUGGAAGUACUCCUUCUAUACCACUUUUUUUAAAAAAGGAGGGUGCAUUUUUGUCAUUGGUCCCCAAAGGGCCUCUUUCCUAUGUGAUAGGAAGGACAAAGGUUACUUGAACAAUUCUGAAUUUUAAAAAAGUGGAGAUUUCACAAAAGCAUAGUUUAGUUUUCUAUAAAUUAUUUCACCUAACUGGAAUUCUUCAGUUAUAAUUCUCACCAAUAUAACUAAAACCUCCCAUAUUUUUGCCUGACUCUUAUAAGGAAGAACUUUUUUCUUCCUUUUUGUCUCCUUUUCUUUCACCUCUCCUUUCUGUGUUUUUUACUUUGUACGGCCACAAAUUGUACAUAUACAGUGUAGCACCUAAAAAUAAAGAGUACAUUGCACUCACUUAGUCAAAAUGGGUUUGAGUUUUAAGUGGACUACCAUGUACACAAAUAUUUUGGGGAUAAUGACUUAUGUACAUUAUGGGAGAGUUGUUAUGCACAUUAAUCUGCAGGAGGUGCUUUUCCUUGAAGAGCUAACAACAUUUAUAAUUGAAAUGCAUAUUCCAUGUCCGCAGAUGAAAACACACCCUAUUCUGGAUCCAACUAUAUGUCCUACUUUUUUACUUAGGUGUCAUAAUUGGAUAAAUGCUGAACAUCAUUUAAAUUUACAAGUAUUGGUCCAAAUAAAGAUUUUUCUCUGGCUCAA